CUUUACUGCACCCUCUUUACCUUAUAACCUUUAUCCCAACUCCAACAAACUACACUUACGGACGCCAUGUUUUCUCGCCUUCUCUUUCUCAUGACCAUUCUCUCUUUAUUUGCAGGGAGAGGAAUCGCAAAGAAGGCUCAGGCGUUGUUUGUUUUUGGAGACUCUUAUGCCGACACUGGAAAUCGAAAUCCGUACAAUCAAAGCGUAAACUAGCCAUGGAGACGACCAUACGGUUUGACCUGGCCUGGCUAUCCUGCAGGCAGAUUUUCUUCUGGAAAAGUCCAGACAGAUUUUUGGGGGGAUAUUUUAGGGCUUCCCGUUCCCAUAGCAUAUGAGCUGCUGAGAAGUCAUGACUGCAAAUCAACUGCAAAGAAGAUUAGACAAGGAGUGAACUUUGCAGUGGGAGGCAGUGGAAUAUUUCAAGCCUACGGUUUUAUAAAAGUAGCACAACAGGUGAAGCAGUUUAAGAAGGUGAUAGGACAAAGUCAUGAGUUCGACUCUCAGAAGCUCUCGCAGUGUGUAGUUCUUAUCUCUGUGGUUGGUAACGACUACCUUGCAUUCCUUGAUAGCAGAAACGGCUCCAUUCAGGGAGUGAUGGAUCUGGUGAAACCUGUGGUAAGCGGGAUAAUCGAGGCCGUGAAAGAGUUGUAUGAAAGCGGGCUUAGGAAUUUUGCGGUGAGUAAUAUUGGUCCGUUUGGGUGCAUGCCUGAGAUCGGCAAAACAUCCUGUGAUUCAAACUACGAUUACUUUUUAGCUCUUCAUACAAGAUUAUUGAGAGAGGGCGUAGAAAGCCUCAAAUCGGAUCUCAAGGAAUUGUCCAUCAUAAUUUCAGAUUUGGUGUCUGCAAUUAAAUAUAUCUUCUCCGGUCCUGCACAAUUUGGUUUUGUGGAUUUGUUCAUUCCUUGCUGUGCCGCAAAAGGUAGGGUUGAUAUGUGUGGAGAAGUGGAUCAAGUAGGGAGGGCUUUAUAUGAAGUGUGUUCAAACGUAGAUGAAAAGUUCUACUGGGAUGGAGGCCAUCCAACACAGAGAGGAUGGGAUGCGAUAAUGUGGCUGUACGGUAAUGGAGCAGAAGAAGAGAAUAAAACAAUCAGUUUUAUUGAGGGGGCGCCAAACGUUAUUGAGUGGGUAGAGUCAUUUGGAUUUGUGGCUUACAGUAUCUCCACAAUGUUUUCACCUAAAUAAGCUUUUUAUAGGCAAUUUGGGGAUCUAUUAAAUGAAUGCUAUGUACCAAGUGAUUUCAGAACUUUUCUUUAAAAGAUUUUUAGAUUCUGUGCAAGAAACGUAUAUUAAAUGCCUUCCUG
Molecule: messenger RNA, 1301 nt
Organism: Cryptomeria japonica (Japanese cedar)
Lineage: Eukaryota; Viridiplantae; Streptophyta; Pinopsida; Cupressales; Cupressaceae
Product: GDSL esterase/lipase At5g03610
Exons: 5
Coding region: 595-1182 (195 amino acids)
Molecular function (GO): hydrolase activity, acting on ester bonds
Source: RefSeq, a predicted model, not a curated record